This is a messenger RNA of Bombus pyrosoma, 1109 nucleotides long. RefSeq names its product transmembrane protein 17-like. Lineage: Eukaryota; Metazoa; Arthropoda; Insecta; Hymenoptera; Apidae. Bases 315 to 776 code for a protein of 153 amino acids. The record is from RefSeq and is a predicted model, not a curated record. Gene Ontology annotation, cellular component: ciliary transition zone. Gene Ontology annotation, biological process: non-motile cilium assembly. The transcript has 5 exons.
UUGCAAGAGGGAUGGAAGGUAUAAAGAAAGCGGAAAGAAAGAGAUAGAGUAAAAAAUGUACUAUACGGAAGAUUCCAGAUCGAGAUUGUAUGUAUGUGUAUGUUGUGUUAAGUGACAUGUAAAAUAAGAUUGUGUAAGAUAUAAAUAUACGAGUGCUGAAUGGAUGUAAAUCUUAGAUUGUAUAAACCUUUAGAACUGUUUGAAGAUAAAAGUGUAACAAUUAUAAAUAUUUCCUCAAAAUAUUGGAUGGAAAUUGUUAUUGUUACAAUUGAUUUUAAUAACGUUAUGAUCAUGUCGCAGAAUUUGUUUUGAAAAUGUCACAAUUUAUUACAAAUGUUAUUAAUGAAACAUCUUCCAAGUUAAUGUAUCAUGAUUAUAAUAAAACAAGGUCUAAUUUACCAUUUCAAAUAGCCCUGUAUGUGAAUCUAUGGCUUUUCCCAGUUUGGCUGUUGAUUACUGUUGUAAACUUGGAUGCAAAAUACAAUAAUUUGACAAAUGUUUAUAAAUUGCUAACUAUAUCAAUAUUUCUGAUACUUUCAAUUUUUGAAAGUUUAAAGUUAUAUUUGGGAUACCUUGGAAAUCUUACCGGAAAGAUUCCAGAAUUAACUACUUGCUGGUUAAUCUCGAUAUUAAUACAACUUCCCCUAGAGGCAUUCAUCCUUUUUGAUCGUGGAAUACCGUCUCAUUAUAGUGAAACAUUUAUCAAUUCUUUCAUGGUCUGCCUUCUUCUUAUUGAAAUUAUUACAGAUUGGAGAACUAAUGAACAGAAUAAGUGAUGGAGAAGCGUUAAUACACACGAAUCGAAUUAAGCAGAAACCAAGCAAGAAAGUGGAAAGAAUAGAAAUGCAUAAGAAACGCUACACGCACCUAGUUAACCACGUUAGAGCAUCCGUAGCGAUUAAUUUAGUUUCAGUAUUUUUUUCAAUUAGAAUCAUAUCUUGUAGAAUCGCGUUUUUUUCUUUAUCCUUUGCAUGCCGGGACGUGAGUUUCUAGAAUUAUUUUUAGGUAUGUAUAUGAUUAUUCCUUGUGAAUGAUCGCAUUUUAAGGUAUGUACUUACAUCAAUGUUGCCCUGGAUAUCAUAUUUAACCGGAGCAAACACUUUGCCAAG